AUGUUACCAGAAUGUUUACGCAUAAUAUUUUUAUUUCUCGUCGAAGAAUCCCCUAGAAAUAUUUCUCCUUCCAAUUACGAAGUUCCUGAUAAUACAUGUAAUAAUGAAAUUAAGAGAAAUAAGAAAACCUAUGCAAAUAUUCCAUAUAUUAUUACCAAAGACUUGAGAUCUUGUACAUUGGUAUCAAGACAUUGGUAUGAAAUUUCAACACCAAUAUUAUAUGCAUAUCCAUUUCACAAUUUUCAUAAUAUACGAUAUUGUAACACAAGAUAUAAUCAAAAAGAACACGACGAAGCGUUUAAACCGUAUUAUAAACUUAUUCGCACCUUAAUGAGUUGCAUUCCUGAAGAAAUUCUUAAGCAACAUCUUCCUACGUACAAAUUUAAUAAUGAGCUUAAAUAUGAUUUUUGUAAAAGGGCUAAUCCAACAUGUAAUUAUUUUAGUUUAAUUCGUGGGCUAUAUUUUACCGAAGAAUUAUUCAAUUUAAGCUCUUGGGAUCAUUACAAAGAUGAUUGGUUACCAUCGUAUUUUCCAAAACAUGUAUCAGGUUUGGGUCUUCCUUUGAAUGCACUAAUAGAAGAAUCAUUUGUUUUGCUCGUAAUGAAAGAAUUCGUUAAAUUCUUUUGUGAGAAUUGUCAUGACAGUUCAUCAAUACUUGAGUUGCAUGAAUUAUUACAACGUGAUAUAUAUUACACGGCGAUCGAAUCAUUACCACCAAAGAAACUUAGUGGACUUAAGGAGUUAUAUGGUGAAGAUAUUUUACAAUAUGUGAUAGAAUGUCCUACAAGACCGAGAUCGGGUAUAAUUUAUCUUUAUAAGAAUCUCUUGCCAAUAACCAACCUAACCUUAUUCGGUAAUAAGGCAAUUAAUUCUAAACGCCAGGCAAAUUAUUUAUCACAUUUCAUUUCUUCCCAAAACAAAUUACAACAUAUCAUAUUAUCGGAGGGGGAAUUAUCAAUGUUAAAUAAUCAGAGAAAAGUCAUCUCAGAAAGAUAUUAUAAUAUCGUUUUACCUUCAUUGGCUGUUCAUAAAGAAUGGUUGGUUAAGUUAGAAUUCAGAAAUAUACAUUUUGGUGAAGUUUUGGAUCAAGGUACUGUCAAUUCAUUGGCAUCAAUCGAAAAUAUUAAAGAAUUAAAAUUAAUUAAGUGUAACAUUCUUGAGGGUGAUUUGAUUCAAUGGGCUAGAAGUAUAAAUAAACUUGAAAUAUUUGAAUUUGAAGCAUUAGAUUAUCCUACACUUUAUAUUCCUGAGAAAUUUUUAGAAAUUCUUUUCCAAAAUUCUUCUCAAACUUUAGUAAAGUUGUUACUUAAUUAUAAAAGAAAUUAUAACCAAGAUUCCAACAUUUUAAGAAAAAUUUCACAAUACUUGCAUAAUCUAACCUACUUAUACCUUCCGACAUUAAGUUCAAGGGAAUUAUUACCCGUAUUUGUAAAAUGUCAAAAGUUAAUAUAUAUUAGCUUUGGGUUAACAUAUAAUACCUAUAAUUUGAAAGAAUUAGGUGAAUAUGUCCCAAAAUUUCUUCAAUUUAUUCAAUUUAGAGAUUUUAGAGAUAUGAAUGAUAUUUUACCAAAUGAUGCUUUAAAAUUUUUUCUACAAAAAUCUGUUGAAAACGGAAGGUUAAAAUAUUUAGAAAUCAAAGGAAAUGGUAACUUACCACAGGAGUACUUCAGAUUUACUAAAGAAAUUGGCAUACAAUUAAUUUACGAAGCGUAAUAGAAAAAUUCUGAUUCAAUUACGGCUUUAAGUAGUACAGUAUUAAGUUUUCUUGUAUUCUC
This is a messenger RNA of Rhizophagus irregularis DAOM 181602=DAOM 197198, 1775 nucleotides long. RefSeq lists its product as uncharacterized. The record is from RefSeq and is a predicted model, not a curated record. NCBI's taxonomy places the organism in Eukaryota, Fungi, Glomeromycota, Glomeromycetes, Glomerales, Glomeraceae.